UCCAAUCAAGCCAAGCUCAAUGCAAUGUGGGAGAUAAAUCGGAACGUGACAUAAAGUAUAUUGGCGUGCGAGUUGUCUUUAUUGAGUAUUGUGAGAAGCAAGAAACCAGCCGAUAUCUCAUAUUUGCGUUCACCAGUAGCAAUAAUACAAGACUAUGAUAACGAGCGAACACCUCAGAAGUAUCGGCAGCUAGCAUGCGAGUUUCGUUCCGUUAGUUUUGAUUUGGCAUUGGAAGAGGAACUAUUUUGAUCCAGGUCUCUGAGGUGGUAGAUCGAGUAAUGAAUAAAACAAUGUAUGAGAAAAGUGCAGACAACGAAUCAUCGUUACCGUACAACAAAUUAGAUGACAGUGGAGCUAUAGCUGAUUUAGAUCACAAAGACCUGCCCCCGGGAAGUCGAAGGAAUAGCAGCUAUCAUCAUAGCGGCGAAGAAAGCAACAGCGAAGAGAUUAUCAGCGUUAUGGGGGACGUAGAGGCUGAUGAAAUCGUUUCUACAGCUGAGGCUCUCGGACACAGGAACGAAAACUCACCGUCACGAGAGGACAAGACACAUCAACAAAUACCCUCCAAUAGACCCCAACCUGUGAGGAUGCUGAGCAAACGGUUGAUCCUAGUAAAUGUGUUGGCAAAUUUCCUGGUGUUCACGAUAGCAGGCUUCAUCACUUAUCACUGCUUCAAUAAGGCUACCGUUUUGUUUUCGUGGCAUCCUUCGCUGAUGAGCGCCGGGUAUAUCAUUUUCAUGUCGCAAGCUGUCAUGACACUUUCCGGCGGUAAUUUUCUCACAUACAAGCGCCACUACAAAACUCGAAUCGUGAUCCACUGGCUGCUGCAGGCAAUCGCCGGAACUCUGAUCACGAUUGCCUUCGUGUGCAUCGUCCUGAACAAGAUUCGCAUGGGCAAAGCCCAUUUUCAAACGCUUCACGCUAUAGUCGGAUUAAUCACCUUCGUUCUCACAAUUAUCUCGAUCGCUGGUGGUGUUUUCACGAAAUACGGCUUCCAGUUGCGCCACAUAAUGCGACCAAUCUAUUCGAAGAUCAUGCACGGUAUCGCUGGAACUGUGACUUACGUUAUGGGAAUGGUAACCAUAGGGCUGGGAGUGUACUCGGCUUGGUUCCAGGAAGACAACAAUGAGCGCGUUCGUCUAUCGCUGCUGAUCGGAAUCUUUGCCGUGACGCUAUACGUUAUCAUCAAUCCUGUUGUGGCGACCAUUAGUAGAGCAAAAACGGCGGUAAGAACAACGCUUUGAGUGAGGUUUUUUUUUGCAGCAGCUUCGCUUUUCGUUUGUGACCGAUUUAGAACUUGUAUGACAAGAGUACUUUACAACAUAAGUAAAAAAUGUUUUUACAAUAUAUAUUUAUAUUAAAACUUUU
Molecule: messenger RNA, 1368 nt
Organism: Toxorhynchites rutilus septentrionalis
Lineage: Eukaryota; Metazoa; Arthropoda; Insecta; Diptera; Culicidae
Exons: 3
Coding region: 279-1244 (321 amino acids)
Molecular function (GO): transmembrane monodehydroascorbate reductase activity
Source: RefSeq, a predicted model, not a curated record